Messenger RNA from Polyodon spathula (Mississippi paddlefish), 4063 nucleotides. RefSeq names its product cytosolic 5'-nucleotidase 1A-like. Gene Ontology annotation, molecular function: magnesium ion binding; nucleotide binding; 5'-nucleotidase activity. The record is from RefSeq and is a predicted model, not a curated record. Gene Ontology annotation, biological process: adenosine metabolic process; nucleotide metabolic process. The transcript is spliced from 6 exons. NCBI's taxonomy places the organism in Eukaryota, Metazoa, Chordata, Actinopteri, Acipenseriformes, Polyodontidae. Gene Ontology annotation, cellular component: cytoplasm; cytosol. The coding region runs from base 170 to 1279 and encodes 369 amino acids.
CCUCCUAUCCUGCAGCAUUGUGGGGGAUGAAGAAACGCCUUCCUUAGCAACGUACAUUUGUACUUCCGCAAUUUCUAUAACUGUUUUGGCUUCAUCUUCCUAUAAAUUUAUCGCCAAUAUUAUUUUUUGUAAUCAUUGAUAUUAUUGAUACAAUUUUCAGUACUUAAUAAUGAGCGAGAUGAAAGCAGCAGAUGAUUCCGUGAUUAACAAAGCUGUGGGUAACAAAGAUCUGAAGGAAAACGAACACGACUGGGCUGCGGCUAAGGCUUUCUUUGAUAACUUGGGGUCUAAAAAAAGACCCAGACCUCCCAAACCCCAAAAUGCUAUCACGAUCGCUGUAUCUUCACGGACACUGUUCAAUAUGGUGAAAGAAAGACAAUUCUACGAAGAUGAAGGGUUGGAAAAAUAUGUACAGUACCAAGAGGAGCACGAAAAUGAGCCCCUGAUGCCAGGAGCAGCUUUCCCGUUUGUAAAGGCAAUAAUGACAGUUAAUGCCCGCCUACGGGAACUGUAUCCUGAUAGCGAAGAAUUGUUUGAUAUAGUUCUGAUGACUAAUAACCAUGCCCAGGUUGGAGUGCGACUCAUUAACAGCAUCAACCAUUAUGAUUUAACAAUUGAGAGAUUCUGUAUGACUGGUGGAAAAAGUCCCAUUGGUUACCUGAAGGCUUACCUUACCAACCUCUACCUCUCAAAGGAUUCUGAAAAAGUACAGGAGGCGAUAGAAGAAGGUAUCGCAGCUGCCACCAUGUUCAAUAUUGAAAAAGAAAUCCAACUGUGCGACAACCAGCUGAGGGUUGCUUUUGAUGGGGAUGCUGUUCUUUUCUCUGAUGAAUCAGAACAGAUUGUGAAGGAACAUGGAUUAGACUCAUUUUUUGAACACGAGAAAAAUUUUGAGAACAAACCUCUGGCACAGGGUCCCCUGAAAUGCUUUUUGGAGGCCCUGGGAAAACUCCAGCGGAAAUUUUACGCAAAAAAUGAGCGUAUGGACUGCCCAAUCAGGACCUACCUGGUGACUGCAAGGAGUGCUGCAAGUUCAGGGGCCAGAGCCCUGAAGACCCUGAGGAGUUGGGGCUUGGAGAUUGAUGAGGCACUUUUCCUGGCUGGGGCCCCCAAGGGGCCGCUUCUGGAAAAGAUCCGCCCUCAUAUCUUCUUUGAUGAUCAAAUGUUCCACAUUGAGGGUGCUCAACAGCUGGGUACCAUUGCUGCACAUGUGCCUUAUGGAAUUGGUCAGAUGUACAACAAGGGCAAGCUUAAAGAGGAGAGUCCUAAGAAGAAGUAACAGACCAAGGGUGUGGGUUAAUGUUCAGGGGAUUGGUGGAAGCUGCAAUUAUAUUCUCUACUGGUUUUAAAUGGAAAACAGCUGUCUUUCUGUGGGAAUUUCCUAUUCAUAUGCAGGUGCUGCUUUUAAAUUCCAUGUUAUCCCCCUGAUAUUUUGGUUAACGUACUUCGGAUUUAAGCACAGAACCAUGACAAGAUGAUUGCCAAGAUGAUUUAAAUGAUUUAGCUGCCUUAUCUAUCUGCAUUAUAAAGCAAAAAUAUCCUUUGGAAAGCCUAUGACAGACUUGUCUUUUUAGAGUUAUUUCAACUGUCAUGAGGUUGUUUCAAAUUAAGUAAAAUAUUAGAUUUGCAGGUAGCCAACAAAAUACUAUUUAAGGACCAUAUAAGUUGUAGAAGUGUACCAAACCACAGUGCAAGCAACAGUUACUAAGGCGUUUCUGCAUAUUACAUUUGCAGAUCCUCUGUCUGUGAUGUCUAGCACACAGGGGUAUGCUGCUCCUCUAUUUGGAGGUAUUGUCAUUUAAAUAUUGGGUAAAAUAACUUGUACAUGACAUACACAAAAGGAUAUGUUUAUUCUAAUGAUAGCAUAUGUUAAAAUCAAAGUAGAGUAGUCGGGCUGUAUUAUGUUUAAAGCACUGAGGAACUUGUCGAAGACAGCCUCAAUCUUGAAUUCCCUUUAUUCAUUGUAAGACUCUUGUGCCUACUUUAACUUUAUAGCCCCAUACCUACAAUAGUAAGAGAAAAAGAUAUAAUCCUGCUGUUCAUGUGUGCUUUAGUGCAAGUUGCACUGCACAGUGCUGCAACACCUUGCUUUUUAAUAUAGUCAGCCAUCUGUUUGUAUUAAUAGCCAAAGAUAAAUCAAGAAUAGUUAAGGUGAGUGGAAUAGAUUCCAUGAAGUCUAUACUCAGAUAGCCUUCUUUCACUGUCUAUUCGUUGCCUUUUUGACAUGUGUGGGUGACAUGUUCACAGAGUUUAAGAAUUUAAUGUUAAAAUAUAAGUAACAUAAUUAUUUUGCAGUCAGUGCAGUACCUCAUAAAAAAUGUACUGCGUCGACAAAGAAACUUGUAGAACACAUGUGUGGUUGUACAGUAGUUCAAAGUAACAUUGCAAAAGGGCUCUUUUUUAAAUGCCUACCCCACUACCAUUUAAGAUUGUACAGUAUUUAUCGAGAUUACUCAUGACUUCAAGGUAAUGUUGCAUUUUACCCCCUAAAAAUACAUUUUACUCUUUUGUGUUAAAAUUAAAGGGUAAGUUACUCCCAGACCCAAAACCUUAUCUGGAGCACUGCGUUUAGUGCUGAUAAUGAUUAGACCACCCAUCCAUGGUAAAUUACUUACUGGUGUGUGUGUGUAUGUGCCCUUAAUUUUUGUCUUUAGUUGUUCAGAAGUUCAGCUAGUCUGCUGUAUAUGAAACAAAGGAAAAGACUAACUGAUUUCAAUUAAUUUUAGUUUUUAAAGUUGUUUUUAUUGUCUAAAAUACAUUAUAAUCUGUUCAUUUCUUACUAUACUACACUACACUGUUCUUUGCGGCCUAAUUUAGUAAACUGGGUGAAUCUUACCCCAUAAUGCUGAAAAAACAGUGAUUUAGUUGGAAGUUUGAAUUGUCAGGAGAAUGAUACAAGUAGAUUUCAGUACAUGGUGGUAUGUUGUACUGUAUGUCUAUACCAUGAAAAUAAAUGCAAAAUGGAUACAGUAUGUCUACAUUUUCUUGUUAGUAAAUGCAAAUUGUACAGUUAUGGAUGUAUUUAUGCGCCAUGUGUUAAUGUGCAGUUUCUUUGCCCCUUUCAAUUUUUUUUUUUUUUUUUUGCUAAAAGUUGUAAAAAUGUUCCAUCAUUUUGUUUAAUUAUAUUUUAACAAACUGGAGGCAAAUACUUGUAAGUUAAAAACUGAUCGGGGUGGAGAAGCUUUUUGUUAUUGUGACUGUCAAGAAUUAAGCCUUUAUGUCUACAUGCUGUAGUUUUAUUCUUUAAUGAAUUGAGUGUCAAAAGCCCGAUUAGCAUGGGACUAAAAAUAACCACAUAAAACAGGUGGUUUUGGAAUUUGUAUUGACAUAGGUGAGUCCUGUGCGAAACCAUCCAUUUAAUUUUAUCCCAGAUCAUUUUCUCAGAGGUGGUCUGAUUAUUUUACAGGACAUCGGGACCUUGUGUACUUUGUGUUAUGUUAGAAUUGAUAUAGAUUUCUGGGUUAUUCGCCUCAAAGCAAUAGGAGUCUUCGCAAUAAACCAUAAUGUAAUAUAUAAAAAUUGGUACAAUCUGUCCUGAGAUUCAACGGUUCAGUAGAACACAAUGAUUGGACAUAACCAAAUUGGGGAUGGGCGAAAAUACAAAACAUAAUGGGUGAUAUAUAUAUAUAAAGCAAGCUUUUAACAUUAACGAUCCAUUUGAAGAUAAGUAUGGAAAUGCAUAUCACUCAAAGGACGAAAUGGUUAUUGUAGCCUUCUCUGGACACAGCAUUGCAUCUGCUUUUGACCAACUCUGAGGACAUCUGUGUGUUUUUUUUUUUAGUCCCAUGCGAAUCAUGCUAAAGACACUAUUUAAACAAAACAUGCACUUACGUUUCUUAUAAAAUAUUUUAAAACCGUUUUUCAUCAGUGUUUUUUUAUUUUUAUUUUAUUUUUUAGAAUUAAAUCAACACUUUAUUUUUCCAAAUCUUGUAGUGGCUUGGUGAAGAAUGUAAUGCUCAGACUCUGAAUAUGUGCUGGAUUAAGAUUACCCUGCAUCUUGCUGUCAUUUUUAUUUUUUCCUAAUAUUUCAUUUGUACUGCAAUAAAGCUGAUUUGAAGUGCAA